Messenger RNA from Coregonus clupeaformis (lake whitefish), 5089 nucleotides. Its product is annotated as sodium channel subunit beta-4-like. Gene Ontology annotation, biological process: regulation of ventricular cardiac muscle cell membrane repolarization; cardiac muscle cell action potential involved in contraction; regulation of sodium ion transmembrane transporter activity. Lineage: Eukaryota; Metazoa; Chordata; Actinopteri; Salmoniformes; Salmonidae. The transcript has 6 exons. Gene Ontology annotation, molecular function: sodium channel regulator activity; transmembrane transporter binding. The record is from RefSeq and is a predicted model, not a curated record. The coding region runs from base 677 to 1393 and encodes 238 amino acids. Gene Ontology annotation, cellular component: membrane; voltage-gated sodium channel complex.
GCAGGCACUGAGCCAAGAGAGAGAGAGCAGGGGAAAGUUGAGAGAGAGCCAGAGGGGCAGGCUAGCAGCCAAAAGGAAGAAGAAACUGGGGCUCUUCUAUCCAGGAAGAAGAGAAAGGACCAUCCAAACCAGCAGCCACCAGCCACCAGGGUUACUGCAGCACUCCUCCUGUCCAUUCUCUUGCUCUCUUCUCUCUCUCUCUCUCUCUCUCUCUCUCUCUCUCUCUGUCUCUCUCUCUGACUGGGACUGCAUCGCGCCUUUCUCUGCAGAGGAAUCGCUGGCUGAUAGAAUCUCCUUGACUGCACCCUGACUGACUGGCUGUGCGCAGUGAUUCUCCCCUGGCUCAGCUCCUCUCUGCUCUGCCGUGUGUUCGUCCUCACUGACUCAGCUGUGCUGUGUAGUCAGCCUGCUGGUCCGGCUUCUCAGGGAAUACAGCCACAGGAAGAGGAGGGUCGGGGCUGGCAGGAAGACGCACCGCAACCAGGACUGGCUAACAACACAGUGGGACGUGGUGCCUCGGUUGGGACCAGAUCAGUCGCCAAGGCACAACGAACAACCACACCAGGGGGAUUCAGGUUCACACAGACCUGACCAGUUUCUGAGGGGAUAACUCCAGCCCAACGGACCCUGGGCUGGAUCCCACAGCAGGGGGUGUUUUGGACGGGAUCAGAGUGCCAUGGAGGUUCAGGGGAGUGGGGCUGAGGAGCCCAGGUCCAGGGGUCCGUUGUCCUCACACACCGCCUGGCCCCGGACCAGCCUGAUCAUCACUUUGCUGCUCAGUGUGUGGUCUGCUCAGGGCCUGGAGAUGUCCACAGGGAAGGUCCCGUUCCUGGAGGCGUUGAAUGGCAGUACUGUGGUGCUACCCUGCACCUACGCCAGCUGUAUCGGCAUCAAAAACCUUUACUUCAACUGGCAGUACAACGACAACGGCACUAUGCAGAAGGUGUGUGAGUCUGUGAUUCCGUCAGACGGGAUGGAUCCCCAUCCAGUGAGUAUCUACCGGGAGCGGGUGGAGUUUAUCGGCACCAGUGAUCACAACAACAUCUCCAUCCUGCUUUCGAACAUCACCUUCGAGGACGAGGGCCAGUACACCUGCUUCGGACGCAACCCCAAAGAGAAGGGCAAGAACCACAGCGCUAUCUUUACCCUUGUCGUGGUGGACGAGUUACGAGUGGUGGACAACACUCUCACCAUCAUAAUUGCUUCUGCAGUGGGCGGAGCCAUCGCCCUGCUGAUGACUUUCAUGCUGGUGAAGAACUUCAUCCUCUUCGUUCUCUUCAAAAUCGAGGAGAAGAAAAAGAUCGAGUGCCUUGUACAAUCUUCCUCAGCAGAUGAAACAAACAAUGUCUCAGGAUCCAAAACUUCAAAACCAACGACACCAAAGAAGAAAUGAGAGUACUUGCAUGUAUGUACAUCCAUAUAUAAAUAUACAGUUAUAUCUAUGCAUAUAUUUACAUGCACAAACAUGUGUACGCACUCAUGUGACUCCAUGGGCAGGUUUCUUGGGCAGGUUUUUUGGACUGAGAAGCACGUCUGAUGGAGAUUCUUCAUUGAAAGUGUUUGUUAGUCCAAUAAGCUUAGGCUGUGUCCGGGAAACCGCCCCCAUAUGUUCAAGUUGAUAUAUUGUUUAAAAGAAACUCUUAAACCUAGGACUGUUUUUCAUAAGAUAAUUUAAAAAAAUGUAUUAAUUGAAAAUACGCUUGAAAUGGGGAAUAAUGCGAUGUCAUAAUGUUGUUUAAACUGUACUGGAUCCUGCUCCUCUCUUCACCAACCCCACUACCCUGGGCUUAACUGAAACUGUCUACAAAUUCAAAUAUUGUGUUUUGUGGAAAAAAAUAUGGGAUAUUAUUCACUGUCUAAUUCAAUCUCCAGUGACAUUAUGCCACUUCAGAUUCAGCUUCAGUCCUAUUCAGUAAUGCUCUGAUUCACAUAGAGUUGAGUUUAGUCUAGUGUUGUCUAGAUAGAAUACAAUGAUAUUAACUAUGCCUAUCAAAAGUGAUUCAUUAAGCCUAUUUUAUAAUAUUUAGAAACAAAGGUCUCUAAAAGGGUGAUGCUGUGGUGAGGAGUUAGAAAGGAUCCAGUUCAGAACUGAAUACACUUUCUUUGCUUGAUAUAAAACACUGGUGCCUGUUAGCGCUUCUAUCUUCCUCUGCUGAUAGGGAAGACUAAAUACUGAAAAACCAUUUACCAAAUGCAGCAAAACGCAAGCGAAUAAUACUGCAAGCUGAUGAAUGAAAUUAUAGACAAUCCCUUGAAACCAACCCCCUAGAAAAAAUGAAUAAACCUCUAAUAAUGCUGCUUUUAAGACAAAUUACCUUUUAAUGCAUUUAUAAGCAUGUGAAACCCCAGGGCAGAUUUAGAGACACAAUGCUUGACAAUAGACAUGUACUCUCUCUUGUGUUCUUUUCUUGAAUCCAAGAUUUAACCACAUGUAAUGUGGUAAGUUCUAUUUGCUUUGAAGCUGGAUCUAAAUCUCCUCAUAUCAUGCCAACCCCCACUACAUCCAGUGUGCCAACCAUGGUUGGCAAGGCUAUGCACACUAUUUGGUAAAGUGGGUCUUCUGGCUUGAACAUUAACUACCCCCCACAGAAAUACCCGCCACAUUUCUUAUAGUAAGUCACUUACAAAUAGAUCUCUCUUUGCUGUACAGAGCACAUUCACUCAGACCCAUUUUUUUACACACUGCAAUAAGUACUCAUAAGCUGCAGUGCAGCAGAAUUUAUGAUGGUUCAUUCAUGGCUCAUGAUUCAACACAAAUUCAGCAUAUCCAUCAGCUACAGUCAUUACGGAUACCUUCACUAACUACACCAUAAAGAGAUGCAUGGGGCAGCAGUUAUGUUGCAGGUAGAGUGAAAGACUGGAACAUAUCUUUACUGGACAGUGUAGAAUAGACACACAACUAAUAUCCCAUAUUUAGCCCAUUUAUUGUGCCAAACUGGGAUAACCCUGAGAAACCAACAUCUGAUCAGGAAUGGGAUGUCAUCGGGUUGCUAAGUUACUAUGGAAACCCAUUGCUACUGAACUGCAAUGUCAAGAUACAAUAGUGGCAUGUUUAACUCACUGAAUGUAUUGUUUUCAAAAUACCUCCAGUGCGUGACAGAAUUUAGGGAAAACCAUGUUCAGGGAAGAAGUUCACAUCAAUGUCCAUUGUCCAGGAACUUGCUGAAUCUGUCAUUGUAUAAACAUAACAAAUAUACCUCCCUCAAUCACUUGCUGAACCUGUUUCUAAUGUGGACAAGCCCUGGUAUUGCUGUUCCCAUGGCAUAGCCCUUCAAAUAAAUGCACUGGGUUGUAGCAAUAGCAGGAAGGUCUUUUGGGCACUUUACCUUAGAUAUGUAUAUUAUUUGGCUGUGCUAUUUAUGUGUGUAAACCACAGAGAUGUGUUGUAUCGGUGGAGCAGUGAGUAAAUGGCUGUAUAUUUAACAUGAGGGUAAAGUUGGCCGCUGUCUUAGAUGAGAACAGACAGACACCAUGGUUAGACCAUCGACAAUAGUACAUGUACUAUCUCUGGUUGGACAUUGCUUUGAGCUUGUGGCACUGAAUCCCUGGCUGAUUCAUACUCUCUUAAGAUAAGUGAUACUAUGCAAACACAAACACCACUACUGAGAGGAAGACGCACUGUAGGACAGGCUUCUGCAGUUCUCUCAGUGGGCUCUGCUUUCACAACGCUGCCCUGACAUCACAGCAACAUGACUAUAGCUACUGCAGGAUUCCAAUAAACGAUUUUGAGUUCCUUUUACUGUGAUUAUAAUGUAAGCAAUAAAAAUGACAAGAGCAACAGUAAUCAAAGUGGCUUAUGGGAAAUGGUGUUCUGAUGAGCUGAUCCAGGUUGGAUGAGGAACAUAGGCUUAUGGUGCUUGAUUUCAGCCCUUGAGGUCUGCAGCACUGCUAUAUUUCAUUGUUUUUAACCAGGGACUGUCUGGUUCAGACCUGUGACACCACCUGUUAACAGAUUUUCUGGCCAAUCAAUUAUAUUAUUCAAUCAAUUAACUAUAAAGGAGAAGUACAGAGUAGUGCAGACCUCGCUGCUCAGAUUUGAAUACUUAUUUUGCCUGUAAUGCACUGAUGUAUAGGCUUCCCCUUCUCACUCUGGGAAGCUAGCCUCCCUUUUUCUGUUACAAUAUUUGGCCCUUUGUGAAUGUUUGGAAGGCACAGAGUAGUGUCUUCUCCCAUGUCUAGUCUAGGUCAGUUGUGAUGUGUAGAAAUCUCAGUGGAGAUGGUGUCCAGUGUGAAAAGACCUUACAAGGUUCCUGAAUGUUAGAACCUAUGGAGAUAUGCAAUAUACAGUAUGUCAUUUAAAGGAGUAAGAUUUAAGCCAUAAAUCCAAUUUCUUGUUUUAAGACUGCUUACAAAUGCUUAAAAAUGACAGUACAGUUUAGAAGUUUUGUACUGCUAAUGUUCUUGCUAUUGUUGUCAACCUCACAAACGAGAACCAAUCGUAAUACAGGAAGUUGUACACAACUAAUUUGCAGUAUCACGCAGCAUUCUAAAAAGUAGAUUUUAUUCUUGUGAUAUCUAUUCCUUUGCUACUACUGGUAUGUAAUUGACAUUUGGCGCUAGUUGCAGGUGGAAAUGUUACAUGUAUAACCUCUAAACAAAGCCUAACUGUGAAAGUGACUCACGUGUUCUGUUGAAAUGCCCUUACACAGUUCUGGAUGACCUAGUACCAACUGUCUUCCUUGUACCCUUUAUUUUGACAACUGUACAGAAAACUGGAUAGGAAAUUAUGAGAACACUGUUUUACCAAGUUGUAGUAGCGGAGUUGAUUAAAUAGUGACCUCUCAUCCAUUAUUGCACUUAAGACAACAGAACAUUUGAAUCUAUAAUAUACCCAGACAUUACUGACCACUUGGUCCCACAUUCCUCUUCCAACUAAUGAGCAAGGCACUUAACCCUAAUUGCUCCUGUAAGUCGCUCUGGAUAAGAGCGUCUGCUAAAUGACCAAUUUAUUUUAUUAUUUAUGAAUGUACAGACAUUUCUUUCUAUUCCCUCAAAUGAUGCCCCCCAUGUAAUCUCUCCAUCAUGCAUAUCCGCUCAAUUUUUAUUUAUUAUAAAAAGCCACAAGAAUCCAAUAAACUUUUGAAUACAA